Molecule: messenger RNA, 660 nt
Organism: Dioscorea cayenensis subsp. rotundata (Guinea yam)
Lineage: Eukaryota; Viridiplantae; Streptophyta; Magnoliopsida; Dioscoreales; Dioscoreaceae
Product: thioredoxin H2-2
Exons: 3
Coding region: 47-433 (128 amino acids)
Source: RefSeq, a predicted model, not a curated record
UGUUGUGCCCAUCCAUUGUUAGCGAAGUGCGACGUUUUCAACGAUAAUGGGAUCCUUCUUCUCCUCCAAUGCCUACGCGGCCACCGCCUCCGGCGCCGACGACUCCCUUGUCCUCGCCCUUCACUCCAAAGCUAGCUGGGAUGCCCAGUGGCAAGCCCACAAAGACUCCAACAAGCUGAUGGUGAUCGAUUUCUCUGCAUCUUGGUGUGGGCCUUGCCGCUUCAUCGAGCCGGCUUUCAAGUCAAUGGCGUCGAAAUUCACCGACGUGGUUUUCGUCAAGAUCGAUGUUGAUGAACUCCAAGAUGUGUCGCAGCAGUGGCAUGUGGAGGCGAUGCCGACGUUCGUGUUUGUGAAGGGUGGGAAGGAGGUGAGCCGCGUUGUUGGUGCCAAAAAGGACGAGCUUGAUCGCAAGAUCGGUACUUUCCGUGCCUGAUGUUUCUCAGUAUGCUCAUAAACUGUUUGAUUAUGUGCUUGUCUUUCAGCUUGAAACCAUUGCUCGUAUUAACUGUGUUAUGUUGAAAUUGAUGAAAUUGCUUUGAGUUUAAGCAAUUGCGUGGAUAUGUUUAUUGACAUCAUGGGAUAGGUGAUAUAAUUAAUGGAUUUUAGUGCUUGAAAUUGUUGGAAUUUGAGCAGAGGUCUGAGGUUUGGUAUUGCUGAAAA